AUGGACACGGGGCUGGAGGUCUCCGGCGAGGUGCAGUACCGUGGCGACCCGGUCUUGGUGCCGCCCCGCCGCCCCACGCCGCGCCACGAGCUCUACCUCUCCAACCUCGACGACCAGCGCUUCCUCCGCUUCUCCAUCAAGUACCUCUACGUCUUCUCCGCCGGCGCCGCCGUCCCCGCCGACGCGCUCCGGUCCGCGCUGGCCGAGGCCCUCGUGGACUACUACCCGCUGGCGGGGAGGCUCCGUCCCGGCGACGGCGAGGAGGAGGGGAAGCUCGCCGUGGACUGCAAUGCCGAGGGGGCGCUGUUCGCCGAGGGCUCCCUGCCCGGGCUCGCCGCAGCCGACUUCCUCCGCGGUGGCGGGGCCACGCCGCACAAGUCGUGGCGGAAGCUGCUGUACAGGGUUGACGCGCACGGCUUCGUCGGCGUGCCACCGCUCGUCGUCCAGGUGACCCACCUCGGCUGCGGCGGCAUGGUGCUGUGCACGGCCAUCAACCACUGCCUCUGCGACGGCAUCGGCACGGCGCAGUUCCUGCAUGCAUGGGCGCGUGCCGCCAGGUCCGACAUCGCCGGUGCCGGUGAGCACCCCGUGGUCCACGACCGCCGCGCCCUGCGCCCGCGCUGCCCGCCGCGCGUCGAGUUCGCACACCCGGAGUAUUGCCAAGACGCCGUCGCCCACGACAAGCCCACGCUCCUGGACCACCUGCUAGGCCAGCCGCUCUCGCCGGUGUCUCUCACCUUCACGGGGGCGCACCUGGGGCACCUCAAGAAGCAGUUGCUGCUGUCGGCGCAGGCGCUCAAGCGCUGCACCUCCUUCGAGGCGCUGGCGGCCACGGUGUGGCGCGCGUGGGUGCGCGCUCUGGACCCGCCGGCGGCACUCCGCGUGAAGCUCCUCUUCUCGGUGAACGCCCGGCGGCACCUAAAGCCGGAGCUCCCCAAGGGAUACUACGGCAACGGUUUCGUGCUUGGGUGCGCGGAGUCUACGGCGGGGCAGGUGGCGGCGGUGGCUGCGCCGGCGACAGUGAUCCGGCUCGUGCAGAAGGCCAAGGAGCGCGUGGACGACGACUACGUGCGGUCCAUGGUGGACCUCCUGGAGGAGCGUCGCGUCGGCACGGGCGGUGGAGCCAAGCCGGAUCUGUCGGCGAGCCUGGUGAUCUCGGCAUGGACGCGGUUGGGGCUGGAGGACCUCGACUUCGGCGCUGGCACGCCGGCGCACAUGGGCCCGCUCACCAGCGAGAUAUACUGCGUGUUCGUCCCGGUGGCAGGCGACCCUGGAGGCGUCACCGUGCUCGUCUCCGUCCCGCAGGCGGCUGCUGACAAGUUCGAGCACUACUGCUGCAACCCUGUUGAACCCAGUGGAGUGGAAGACACGGACGACGGUGCCAUCGCCGCCGGUAUGCUGGAGCGCGACGAGCAGCACCAACCCUGUCAUGGACAUGAGAUCAAGAUCGAUUACUAA
This is a messenger RNA of Triticum turgidum subsp. durum (durum wheat), 1458 nucleotides long. The record is from the annotation of a GenBank genome assembly. NCBI's taxonomy places the organism in Eukaryota, Viridiplantae, Streptophyta, Magnoliopsida, Poales, Poaceae.